This is a messenger RNA of Culicoides brevitarsis, 2721 nucleotides long. RefSeq lists its product as uncharacterized. The transcript has 10 exons. Lineage: Eukaryota; Metazoa; Arthropoda; Insecta; Diptera; Ceratopogonidae. The record is from RefSeq and is a predicted model, not a curated record. Bases 1 to 2673 code for a protein of 890 amino acids.
AUGGUAAUCAAGGAAAUUGGUUCCAUGCGUCGUCGAAGUCGUCGUCGUUGUUGUUUCGAGUACGGAUACAUAAUCGAAAAUGGUCUUCAAGCGUCAGAACGUGAAAUCCAUUUAGAAGACUUUUUCUGGACAGGAUCUGGCGACGGUCCCCCCAAUUAUGCCCAACAACCAUCCAACGGUGCUGGCGGCGGUUCAAACGACGUAAAUUCCCGUUUCCCAAGCACAAUUGUCAAAACCGCAACAGUUCUUGCCACAGUUUACGUCGAUGGCAGCAUGGAAAAUUUAGAUCCUCUUUGCACGUUCGAUUGCAACAAUUACGAGUUCAACAACGUCGAAACGACAAUUCCAAGCGAUCGACGAUAUUGGCUUCUCACAGUUGUCGGAGGAUUUUUCGGACCGCAAGAUUUCCCAAUUUUGGAGGAAAAACUCGCAAAAUUGUACAGAAUUGCAUUUACGCGACAGCAAGCGAAGCAUUUAGGCAUCAACGGUAGCAACAGCACAAAUUCCUCGAAUUCUGCGAAUGGCGGCACGAUGGAACGCAUCAAACGUGACAUUCAACCGACGAAAGUGUUGUCGGUACGUGAUCGAUCAGUGAGUCAAGUUUAUGAUGUUUACCAAGGCAGAAGGGGGCAGCAUCAUAAAACGAAGCGCAAAAAGCGACAAUCGAUGGAGACAGUUAGAACGAACAACAGUCUCGGGUAUGACAAGGGAUUGACAGCGACGUUGCGGAAUAAGAGCGAAUAUCAACAGAUUUUGAUCGAUCGGAGGAACAGCAAUAAGCGAAAAGUUACGGUGCUGAUACAAAAUGUCACUCAACUCACGGAGGAAGAGUUGUUGAAGCAUCAGGAUUUGGGAACAAGAAACGACUCCUUAGACCUGAAAAAUCAAACAGAAAUCAUCUAUUCAGUAUUUGUAUCGGGAAAACCUGUUCUCGCAACAACUGCCGCUAAAGAUAUGGAACUUUUAACCGACAGCGAAGUCAUGCAAGUGAUCGAACAUCCAAUCAUGACGAAGGCGGAACCUUACCUCAAAGAUCCUCAAGCAACUCCUUUGAUCCCAUCGCACAACGGAAACUCAAAUUUAGUCGCUCUGAUCGCCGAAAACCCUUGGUGGAUUGCCGUUUUGUGUAUCACUUGCUUCAUUCUCCUCUUCCUGCUUGUCGCUUUGUUGCUGAUGACACGCGCCAAACGUCGUCGCAGUGCUGAACUCAAGCGUCUCGUGACAUCGCAACACGGAACAAUCAGUCCGAUCCAUCAUCAUCACCAUCAUUUGGAUUCCGACACGAAAACCGAAGACAUUCAUGCGCACGAUAAUUCAGCAUUUUCCAAAUCUGACGAAAAAUCCGACGGAAACUUGUUCAAGGGACAUCCAGUCAUCAAUUUUCCACUGCCGCCUCCCAUUUCAAGACCUUCAUCCUCAUCAAGUUCGACAUCAGAUUCGUCGAUUUAUUACCCGAAACGUCGAAACAAAAGCACUUUGCAAGAAAUUUUGGACGAAAAAGCCGCCCAUUUGUUCCAUAAAAAGUGCAAAAAUCACGAUUCCGAGGAAAAAAGUAAGAAAGACAGGAAGAAGAGGAAAUAUUUGGCUGAUAAUAAAGUUGGAUCUUUGGAGCAAGUCGAAGUGCAAUGUCAUUCGCCGCCGAGUACAGCCAGCAGUGACUUUACGUUGAACGAAAAUCCGGAGAAAAACAACGAAAACAUCGACAAAAAUGCAAUAAUUUCGAAUUAUCACAAAAAUAAGGUGCUGCACGAUCCAAAGUUCACGCAAGAUGUGAGCGACGAUGAUUUUGGGAUUCAUCGGUAUCGCCGCGAACCGGAGGACAGCGAUUGCGGAAGUUAUUUGAGCAUGAUUUCGAUUCGUAGUUUUCCGAAAUCUUGCGUACCUGAGCCCCUUUGUCGUGUCCUCGAGCCGUCUGUAAGUGUAACAUAUCUUGACCAAUCCGAUCACGGUAGCGAUGUUCAUGUACGAUCUUCCAAACAUUUAGAGCCGAUCCUCAGUGAAAAGGAUGAAGAUAAUCUACGAGACGGAAAUACACAAGACGCAACAUCGGAAGCAGGUGACAUUCAAAGAGAGCUGAAUGCCGGCGCCGUUAUUUAUAAGUUAGAGAAGAAAGAUUCUAGUCAUCAAUGUCAAGACACGACAAUUAGUCCGAUUCACGAUCCAGUUCGCACGCGAAAUCGCUUUGAGGGUUUGCUCGAAGGUGCGAUCGAACUUUAUGCGAGUCAACGAGACACAACCGACUCGCCGAGCACGUCAGAAGUGAUGGCCUCGAGUGCGGCAAUUUACGCGGAUCAAUGUCGCGCGAAUCGUGGCAAGUCCGCCAUUCCCUUUAGAAAUCCCGCAAUUUUGUGUAAACUCGGUUCAGGCACUGUCCGUCCUUUCACUGCUGGCACGUCGAACACGUCACAAAGUAAAGAUUCCACGCAACCGCCGACACCGUCGAAAGCAUGGGCAAGUGGCGCGCACUCACCUCAGGUUGACAAAAUUCGACCAUUAAGCGCUGGACCGUUCCACAAACCGCACACUCCAAUUGUAGACGUAAGUCGUGUUCUUGCACCUAAAACUAUUCUCGAUCGAAGUGAAUUGUCCACGGCACCACUAAUUGAAGCGAUUCAGAAUGAACUGAAAAAGUUCAACAAGGACAACAAUACAAGUAGCUGUCAUCAUUAUUAAAUUUUUUGUACGAUGAAAACUUUGUAUUUUUGCCUUUUUAAAAAAAAA